Acanthosepion pharaonis is the source of this 756-nucleotide messenger RNA. The record is from the annotation of a GenBank genome assembly. Lineage: Eukaryota; Metazoa; Mollusca; Cephalopoda; Sepiida; Sepiidae.
AUGUUACUCUCUUUACAUCCUGUUCAUUUGUCUUACUCUUUUUUUGACUCUGUUCCAUCUCUUUCUUUAUUUACCCCCUUUUGCUUUCUCUUGUUGCCAUCCUCCAUCUUUGUCCCCCUCCACCUGUCUCAUUCGGCUGCCUUUGUCCCCUUCUACUUGUCUGGUUCUCAUAUUUUUGUCAGCACUCAUCUAUGCCAUUCUCCUGUUUGUGCUAGCCUCCAAUCAUCUCUUUCACCCAGCUUUGACCCCUCUCACCCUUUUUGUUUGCUAGGCUCUGUCUCCACCACCACCUACCUCAUUUGCCCAUCUUUUUCCACACAAACUACUCAUUUGCCCAUCUAUGUCUCCAUCCAAAUGUCUCAUUUGCCCACCUUUGUCAUCUCCACCCAUCUUUGUCUCCUUCACCUAUCUCAUUCCUUCUUCUUUGCCCCUCAUUGUUUUUCUCAUUAUCCAUGUCUAUUUGUCUUCCCCUCCCACUCUCUUCCUCUUUGCUGUCUCCCCUCCCACUCUCUUCCUCUUUGCUGUCUCCCCUCCCACUCUCUCAUUGUCUUCCCUCCCACUCUCUCAUUGUCUUCCCUUCCACUCUCUCAUUGUCUUCCCUUCCACUCUCUCAUUGUCUUCCCUUCCACUCUCUCAUUGUCUUCCCUGCCACCCUCUCCGUCUCUCUGCUUUCUCCCUAUUUCUCCCUUUACCUUCCCCUUCCACUGCCUCUCACUUUCACUUUACCUUCCUAACACUAUCACUUCCUCUCUUUGA